Molecule: messenger RNA, 30368 nt
Organism: Pelobates cultripes (western spadefoot toad)
Lineage: Eukaryota; Metazoa; Chordata; Amphibia; Anura; Pelobatidae
Source: the annotation of a GenBank genome assembly
AUUGUGAAAGCCUUGCAGUGUAUGGUUAGAGCAGCCUGUACGGCAGACAGGGAUAGUCGGGUGGAGUGAAGCAGACAUUGGUUCCCCCCGCGGUGUGAGUUGGUUGCUCCCAGCUGGUCCCCGCUCCUGCGCGCUGCUAACAUGGCGCCGGGUCCGAUACAGCGAGUCCCGAGACACUGACUGCCGGCCUGAGACUGGUACAUGGGGCACGAGAGCGGGCUGAUCGCAGGAGCAGGAACUCAGCGACCGUUACUGCCAUUAACGGAUAAUUACCGGCUAACAGCUAACGGUACGGGCACAUGGUUACAUUAUUAGUGAGAAACAGGCCUCAACCACCUGGGACUGAGAGAGAGAGACAGACAGCCUGGGACUGAGAGAGACAGACAGAGACAGCCUGGGACUGAGACAGAGAGACAGCCUGGGACUGAGAGAGACAGACAGCCUGGGACUGAGAGAGACAGACAGAGAGACAGCCUGGGACUGAGAGAGACAGACAGAGACAGCCUGGGACUGAGACAGAGACAGCCUGGGACUGAGACAGAGAGACAGCCUGGGACUGAGAGAGACAGACAGCCUGGGACUGAGAGAGACAGACAGAGAGACAGCCUGGGACUGAGAGAGACAGACAGAGACAGCCUGGGACUGAGACAGAGAGACAGCCUGGGACUGAGACAGAGAGACAGCCUGGGACUGAGAGAGAGAGACAGCCUGGGACAGAGAGAGAGAGACAGCCUGGGACAGAGAGAGAGAGACAGCCUGGGGGACUGAGAGAGAGAGAGAGAGAGGGAGUGAGAGAGAGAGAGAGACAGAGAGAGACAGCCUGGGAGAGAGAGUGAGAGAGAGAGAGACAGCCUGGGACAGAGAGUGAGAGAGAGAGAGACAGCCUGGGACAGAGAGUGAGAGAGAGAGAGACAGCCUGGGACAGAGAGUGAGAGAGAGAGAGACAGCCUGGGACAGAGAGAGAGAGAGAGCACAGCCUGGGACUGAGAGAGAGAGCACAGCCUGGGACUGAGAGAGAGAGCACAGCCUGGGACUGAGAGAGAGAGCACAGCCUGGGACUGAGAGAGAGAGCACAGCCUGGGACAGAGAGAGAGAGAGAGAGACAGACAGACAGCCUGGGACAGAGAGAGAGAGAGAGACAGACAGCCUGGGACAGAGAGAGAGAGAGAGACAGACAGCCUGGGACAGAGAGAGAGAGAGACAGACAGCCUGGGACAGAGAGAGAGCACAGCCUGGGACUGAGAGAGAGAGAGAGAGAGAGAGCGCACAGCCUGGGACUGUGAGAGAGAGAGAGAGAGAGAGAGAGAGAGAGAGAGAGAGAGAGUGAGUAGCAUGGUAUCUUGAGAAUAUGGGAGGGCAAGAGACACUUUGCACUAAGGGGGUGAGGGAGCUGGGGCAAACAGUCCAGGCACAAGGGGCACAGCCUGUACCUAGUAAGACUAGAAAGCUUGUAGUCGGUGCUUUAUUGGUGUGACACCAAGUAAACCAUUACAUGAGCAGUUUAGUAUUAUGAGAGAUUUAAAAAAAAAAAAAAAAAAUCAACAAUCUGGCCCUGAGGGCUGAAGAAUGAACAAGAGCAGGCUGGCACCCAGACAUAAUGGUUGAGAUAGCAAAGUCUAUUACUAAGAUCCCAGAGAUGUGAAAUCAUGCAGUCUGGUGUUUAGACAGGGGUGUGUUGUUUUUUUUUUUUUUACUAAAUCUACUUGUCCAACAUUGCAAUCUAAUUACCCUUAAACACAAAAUACUUUCAGAUAAAAAAAAAAACACCUUGCGAUAGACACGUUUAUUCACUAAACUAUGAAUUUGGUGGUCCUUGGGGUGUGAAAAGUCCAUGGUAGUCCAGUGUGGGUGCUUGUGGUAAACGCUUCCUUGCAGUCCGGUGCUCAAAGUCAUCAGAGAGUGCCAGACCAUACUGUGAUUACUGUGGUCUGACCCAAUCAAUACCCACCCUCCCCAUGUAGCAUGAAUUAUAAGUCUCAAGCUUUGCGCGAUAUGAAUUCCACAUGACUGCUGUGAGUAUGGAAUAAAUGGAGCUUGACAUGGUACAGAGAGUUCAGUUAAAAAGACACCGGAUCUUUGGAAGGAGAGAAAAACCUCAUGGGUGACAAAGAGCAACAUGUCAGAGAACAGUGUGCAAGGACUGAGAAUAGAGUGUAAACCGCCUAGCACAGCAGAUCGUCAUAAUGGCUUUUAGAGUUUUAAUGUCCUGUCCCUAACUACGAAACAAAAAAACAAAAAAACUAAAAAUACAUUAUUGAUUAAUCUAACUCUAAAACAUUUGGCCUGAAACCCAUUGGGAACAGCAUUAAUUUGAGAUGGUUUUGAUCUGCGUAACCUAGUGCUGAGGGUCCAAGGAGAUGGUAUUACAGCUGAUUAUGGAAUGGCGAGAGAGCCUUCUUGAUUGGGAUACCUGCCAUAAUAAACUUGUGGCCUUACUUGCCCUGUUGCUAAUUGUCUAGCACAGUGUUUCUCAACCAGGCAUAUCUAUAUCAUUUGGGGUAUGGAAUCAAAACAAUGGGCCUAUGGAACUUAACUCUGAACAAUUUAAAAAGACCAAUAAAAAAAAAAAAAAAAAACUAAUCAGCCACAACAUUAAAACCACUGACAGGUGACGUGAAUAACAUUGAUAUUGUUACAACGGCACCUAUCAAGGGCUGGGAUUUAUUAGGCAGCAGGUGAACAGUCCGUUCUCGAAUUUAAUGUGUUGGUAGCAGGAAAAAAAGGCCAACAAAAAGAUCUAAAUUAUUUAACAAGGUUAUAAAUAGUUAUGACUAGAGAUCUGGGUGUAAGCAUCUCAAAGGUAAGUCCUAUAUGCAGUGGUUAGUACCUACCAAAAGUGGUGCAGCUUAAAAGCAGUCUUGAUAGUUUGAAAAUGAUAGUCACUUGUUCCAUAUUCUUGUAACAUGCGUUCACAAUAUAAAUGGUUUGGCGGGGUGGAGGGGGAAAUGUCACAGGACAUGUUCAUAGAUCUUGUAGAGUCCAUGUCUCAACGCAUCCAAGCUGUUUUGGCAGCAAGUGGGGGACCUACAUAUUAGGCCAGUGAUUUUAAUGGUAUAGCUGAUCAGUGUAUGUUUAAAUUUUAGAUGAUUAAUUGUCACAGUUGUCAACACAAAAGUGGAUGACAAGUCCUCUAAACAACUAGUACUUAACAUUGAUGGUUUUAUGUUUACCCACUUCCCUGCAUUGCCAGCUGAUAUGUUGAUGCUUUGUUUAAAAAAAAAAUGUUUUUAGAUUUCUUAUAAUUGCAAGAAUGACGUCUAUCAUUAAGCUAACAACGCUUUCUGGAGCGCAGGAGGAAUCUGCUCUUUGCUACCUGCUUCAAGUUGACGAAUUCCGCUUUCUCUUGGAUUGCGGCUGGGAUGAGAAUUUUUCCAUGGACAUUAUAGACUCCAUCAAGAAGUAAGUUUUCUUUUUUUGUUUGUAGGUGCUUUGCGUUUGCUAAUGUAGUUUUAUUGUGAGAACAACCUGUCCUUUUAAAGGUUUUCAGAAACUCAUUCCUGGAAAUGGACUAGAUCAGAACAUGCCAACGCUGAUACAGAGCCAAAAAUGUCUUAAGGACACUCUAAGCACCAAAUCAACUUUAGCUUAAUAAAGCAGUUUUGGUGUAUAGGUCAUGUUCCUGCAGUCUCACUGCUCCAUAAUCUGCUGUUUUAAAGGAGUUAAAUAAUUUUGCUCAUGCAGCUAUUUCCUCUAAGUUACAAUAGAUAAAAUAAAAUUAACUACAUACUCCGGUGCUUGUCAGGUCAUAAAUAACUAGUGUUAUUUUUUUAAUUUUGACAAUGACAACAAGCUUGUAGAGCCACAACAGCAUCUACAAGCAUUUUCAAGACAUUUCAAAGUGUGGCAGUUUGGUCUGCACAUUUUAUGUAUAAUCAUGAAAAUAACAGGCUAAUAAACAUUGCUCUGAUUUGGUUCAGCUAAGCCAGGCUAAUAAAUAUCGCUUAAAUACCAUAACAUGGUAGGGUAACUAAGUAUAUUAAAAGUUAGACGUAAGUUUGGUUAAACAUGCUAAAUUAACUACAGGCUGGGUUAAGACAUACUGUGUUCGCUGUGGUAUGGUUCCGCUAGGGCAGGCGUCUUGUCAUAUGCAUUGGUUAAACUGUCCGAGUGCUUAUCAUUAAGAUCAGGCUUAUAAUGCUCGCAGACUAGUGUGACCGGCUGAUCCAUUGCAGACAGAAACAUUAAUUCACCCUGCUAAACAUAGGUUUGUGCGUAAAAUUGAGUGGGUUUUACGGUAGGUGAAAUCACAUAUUGUGUAUCGAUAUACGGUUGUUAUGGGCUCGUUUAACUGUGUGGCGGAGGCCUCCUAAGAGGCACAUGGGGUAGUGUGUUAUUUUUAUUAGGGAGAAAAAAACAAUUUAGUUGGGUAUAUCCCCACUCUCCCAUUCAUCUCAUAUUACCGUAACAACCAGUAAAUGUGGUUGGUGACUGUUUUUUCUCACAGCUGUUGAAGUUGGAAGAGAUCAGUCUUCCUUCUGAUUACAUUACAAAGGCUUUGCAAAAUCUCCUAACAUGCUCACAAAACAGAUUAUGUACUUGUCACCAGGGAAGCAGCAAGAGAACAUCCAACAAUGCCUGAAACGCUAAGGUUAUCAGUCAUUAGUGUGACUGGGCAGGGGAUGCAUUGGUUGAGAGGCGAUAUGAUGUUUUAGGAUGCAGCAGAUCUUGGAAAAUGUCAUGACAAUUUUGUAGCGGCCAUUAUUUUCCAACUUCUGAAGAAAUCAGUUUAAGCCAUAAAUUCUAACUCUAUAUAUAUUUUUUAAUGUAAGUCUAUAGGAGAAAAUAAUGGGUAUCCAAUGUGCCAGGAGAACGUGGGCCAUUGAUGACUUACUAUGGAAACCCAGAUGUCUGGGAGCUGCUUUCCUCAUGAUUCAUUAAAGCCAAUGCUAAUCUUGUCUUCAUUUCCCAUCUUUUCUUUAUGUUACCCUUUCACCUUAGUUUGUUAAUAAAGUUCAACUUGUAAUUGUAUUGUGCAAUACAGGUAUAUCACACCAGUGGUGAGAUAUUAUAUUUUGUAUUUUGGUUUAUAUCACACCAGAGAACUCCUUUCAGAUUUGUUCAGCAGCACAUUUACUAGCCAUCAUGUUGUUUUGUGAAAGCACAGAUUUAUUUUGGUUUUUUUUUUACCUCUGGCCCGUGCCACAAUCUCCGAUGGCUGGGAUUGCAAACCUAGUUAUUGUACUAAUCUGAUAAAUCUGUGAUAUUAAAACAUUUAUCAUUUUAUUGCCAGAUAUGUUCAUCAGGUGGAUGCUGUUCUCUUGUCUCACCCGGAUCCCUUGCACCUUGGGGCUCUUCCAUAUGCCGUUGGGAGAAUGGGUUUAAAUUGCGCCAUAUAUGCCACGAUUCCAGUGUACAAGAUGGGGCAAAUGUUUAUGUAUGAUAUGUACCAGGUAUGUUUGGAACUUUACUAAAUAUGAGCUUUAACACAAUUGAGUUUGUUGUAAAGCUUAGCAUUUUGUCUUAUUUUUUAUUUAUUUUUUUAGUCUCGGCAUAAUACUGAAGAUUUCAAUCUGUUUACUCUGGAUGAUGUGGACUGCGCAUUUGAUAAAAUACAGCAACUGAAAUUCUCCCAAAUUGUGCAUCUAAAAGGUAAAAAAUUCUUGGUUAUAUUAUGUUUUUUUCCAGAGGCCAAACAUUUUUCCUUUUCAACUCGGUUACUAAUAUGGUUUCUCUUUCCCAGGGAAAGGACAUGGUUUGUCCAUAACGCCUUUGCCAGCCGGGCACAUGAUCGGAGGGACCAUAUGGAAAAUUGUGAAAGAUGGAGAAGAAGAAAUUGUUUAUGCUGUAGAUUUCAAUCACAAGAGAGAGAUGUAUGAUACAUUCUUAUAUACUAUUGCUUAAACUGAGCUGGGCCAAAGAACUGUAGACAUUGUGUUCUCUAUAUUCAUUUUGGGUGUAGACAAGCUCAGUGGGUACUAGGUUAAUUUUCAAUGCCAUGUGGCACUUUCUGUCCAUAUUCCUUAGGUCCAAACAAUAUGAUGUCCUUGAAAAAGAAAAUCUAAAUGAUUUGAUCAUUUUCUCUCCCCUUUCUUUCUUUCUUUCUUUCUUUCAUAAAAUAACAGACAGGCGCCACAUGCCAUUAGUUCUCUCUUGAGGAACCACUUAUCCCUCACAGUACUGUGUGUGUGUGGGGGGGGGUUGGGGGAAUAAAAAACGAGCUUCACCAAACAGUGCUGUAAAAUGGGACAUUUAUCAGGGCCCUUUCCUUCCUUUUUCCCCUUGCCAUGAUUGAAUGUCAAGCAAUGCUGGGCUGAUUGUUUGCUUUCAUUUCAGACAUUUGAACGGCUGCUCCCUCGAGAUGAUCAAUAGACCUUCCCUCCUUAUCACAGACUGUUUUAAUGCCACCUAUGUACAGCCCAGGAGAAAACAGAGAGAUGAGCAGUUGUUAAGUAAGUAUCCUGAUAAUUUAUUUGCUUUAUUUAUAUAGUACUCUGUUUUAUAUUAAAACUCCGGCCUACUUAAUUUGGGUCUGAGGCACAACAUUCUCUAAACUAUUGAAUACUGACUUCAUAAAUGCAAAAAUUUUGAUAAUUUAAAGCCCAGUAAAACCUUUGCGAUAUGUGGGGCACAAAGUUUCCUCCCUCUAUUAAUAUGUGGAAACUAAAACCCUGGCAAGGUAGCUUAAGUUUAGCCAUGGCUGCAUGCAACAUGUUGCUGGAGGUAAGGUUUGUUACCACACCACACAGACCCUUGAUGCACAUGUUUGUAACCACACAUGUGACACUCACAUGUUGAUGCUAUUAUAUCUCAAGCUCUCUUAGAGGAGAGGAUAUCUAAUUUGUGAGACACUAUAUAAAAUACUUUACCCCUGUAAUAUACCAUAGGAUCAUGUAAAAAGUAUUUUGACGUUUCCUUUCUGCCAUUUCUAAAGGCAGAUGAGGCAUCAGUUAAGGGUUUUUGCGUUAAAUUUGCUCUCUUCAGGACUGUAACCACUACAGUUCAAACCACACUUCAAUAUUAUCAAUCUGAAUUGCAAAAUAAGCUGAGAUGUGGGUUCUCUGCACUUGAUAACGUGGAAGUGUAUUUUCCACAUUAUCAAUUCAGCUGUAAUGUAAUCUGGCUAUGGGUGCUAUGGAAAGCACAGAUUUGGCCAACAGCUUGUAAAUGGUUUGACAUAAACAAACAAACAGUGGAUGGUGCCCGUGAAUUUACAUAGUGGUGGUCUAACCACUAUAUUAGCAGCUGUUGCAUGGAGGAAGGUGCAUGGAGUACCUCUUUUUGCAUAUAUAGAAAAAGUGAGUGUAUUUAUAUGGGUAUAUUUAUGUACAUAAAUAUAUUUUUUUAUAUCAGAGUGAGUUUUGUUUACUGGCUAGCUUUAAAAUGUUUCUUAUCUUAAACAUGACUGCUCAUAAUUUGGUAAAUAAAUACUCACUAAAAUUUUGGACAAGUCUACACUGUUAUUCUACCCUGAACAAGUGAAGUAUAAUCAUUUUUUGCUGGCGAUAUGUUCUAUGCUAAUGAAACUACGUUGUGUUUUUGUAGCAAAUGUCCUGGAAACCCUACGAGGUGACGGGAAUGUCCUCAUUGCGGUGGAUACGGCUGGACGGGUACUGGAACUUGCACAGCUUCUAGACCAGAUUUGGAGAACCAAGGAUGCUGGCCUUGGGGUUUACUCUUUGGCGCUCCUAAAUAAUGUCAGCUACAAUGUAGUUGAGUUUUCCAAGUCUCAGGUGCGUUGAGCUCUAUUUUAAGUCACUGUCUCUCUCUCGCUCUCUCUCUCUCUCUCUCUCUCUCAUAUUUUAUUAUUUUUUUAUGUAUAUAUUUAUAUAUUUUUUUUGUUCAUUUACUCCUAAUAUGUCAUUAAUUACACUUUUUUGAUUACACUCUUUCUUCCUUGACCCCAUUCUGUCCAUUAAUAGUUGGCUUUAUAUGACUGUAUAUUUUUUUUCAGUCCGUUCACUAUGCUAAGAGUUGAUGGGUGAAGGAAUACUUUUGUUGAAACCCAAGUUUUUAAUUUGCUAUUCACUUCCAUUGGGAUUCUGCUGUGGUAUGUAGACAAAUAGUAGACAACUCCCUUCAAAUAGCUCCAUCUAGAGGGAAAAUAUGGGGUAGUAAGGCUUUCAACACCUUAUGGAACAAUAUUUGUCUCAAUGUGCUUCCUGAAACUCUAAGAAAAAAAAGAAAAUGCCACUACUCCCUCUUAAAACUCUUCAGUGCUAUCAGAGUUGAUUAUUUGUUGUGGUUCUCUGACAAUGAAUGAGUUAUAAAGCAACUUCUCUUCUAUACCUUCCCUCUGAAAGAACUGUGUUUUUUGUUUGUUUUUUUCCCCCCCAGGUUGAAUGGAUGAGUGACAAAUUGAUGAGAUGCUUCGAAGAUAAAAGGAACAAUCCAUUCCAGUUCCGUCACCUUACUUUAUGUCAUGGUUUUGCUGACCUUGCACGUGUUCCUAGCCCUAAAGUGGUCCUAGCAAGCCAACCUGAUCUGGAGUGCGGUUUUUCCAGGGAGCUCUUUAUUCAGUGGUGCCAGGACCCCAAAAACUCUGUCAUCCUCACCUACAGAACAACUCCAGGAACACUUACUCGCUUUCUUAUUGAUAACCCUUCAGAAAAGAUCAUAGAUAUGGAGGUAAUGUGUACACGUGGGGUCAGGCCAUACGUCUGUCUCGAAGCUGUAUUCUUUAAAGCUUUUUUCUAAACUAAUAAUUUUAUCAUUUUUGUAGUGAGAGUUGCAUGACCCACAUUUAUUCACCAAUCCCUGUGUUCAUUUUGUAAUCUAAUGGAUCACACAUAUAGCUAUGGCCCUUUUUGUCACAGCACGAAUUCUGUUUAACACAAUGCUAAAUACAGCCACCCAACAUCCAAUUUUAUUUUUUAAACCCACAAUCAAUCUUCUGUUUUCAAGUCUCUCUGAUUUUAUUUAUCCCCAGUUGCCAAAUAUACACAUAUUUGCAAAGUUUGUUUUGUUGGAAUGUUAUAAACUGUGACAUCUGUUUAGAUCUUCCUAUCUUCUCCAGUGUGACUGAUCUGUUUGCCUGGCCUGCCAGUUUUGAAAACCGGGAUAUCCUUUAUAAUAUUAUGACUUUGCACAUCACUGAUCCAAUGUGAGGAAUUGUAGAUGGUAUCACUCUACUAUAGGUCUCCGAAAGCAUUAAAGCAAAUGCCACAUAUUGUAGUAGCGAGGUUUUCAAAUAAUUAUUAAAUGAAGAAGCCAAGCUGUCCUAUUUAGGAUCUGUGUAUUAUUUAUUUUCAGCAACUCAAAGGAGAGUUCCAUCCUUAGAAUUGCACACAAAAUUUAGACAUUGGGCACAAUCUGUAAUAUUUGUUUGAACCCUUGGCUUCAGUUGUUUUUACUCGAGUUUUGCCUCCUGCUUCUUGGAUAUGUUCAAAACAAUCAGUGGGCUUAAGAGCAAAGAGGAAAAUUAUUGACACUUCCUCUAUUUAUUUAUUUCAGCUUAGAAAACGCGUGAAGCUUGAAGGAAAGGAACUGGAGGAGUAUUUGGAAAAAGAGAAACUGAAGAAGGAAGCUGCCAAAAAACUGGAGCAAUCUAAAGAGUUUAGUGCUUUAUCCUUUUUAAAUUUCAUUGAGUUCACCAAGGUCAAGGAUCUCCUACUCUAACCUUUGCUUUGUAUUGUUUCAUUAGAGCAGACAUUGAUUCCAGUGACGACAGUGAUACAGAGGAGGACAUUGACCAACCAACCUUACACAAGGCCAAACAUGACCUGAUGAUGAAGAGUGAAGGGAGCAGGAAGGGAAGCUUCUUCAAACAGGCAAAGAAAUCCUAUCCCAUGUUUCCUGCACCAGAAGAGAGAAUUAAAUGGGAUGAAUAUGGUGAAAUCAUAAAGUGAGGCUCAUUAAAAGCAUUUAGGUUCUGUGAAGAUGUGUGAAUGACAGGCAUCGUUGGUUUUAGUUGUCUAGAGGAGGUUGACAACGAUCACCAGUUUAUUGAGUAAAUUGAGUUGAGCAAUGAGAGAUGAUUUGACUUAACCUAGAACAUUUUCAAUGCCCACUAUCGUUCAAUGAAAUCAAAGUAAAAUAUAGCAAGAUGUACUGUGUUCUAUAAUAAACCCCUCGCAAACAACAUAAAUAUAUAAAGUCCUCUUUUAGAAAUGUUGCAUACACAUAUAUUACCCCAAAUUCUUCUUGACAAGGAAUGACUUUAUGCAUCACAAGUCAUUGACCACUAUGUGUAAUAGCCAAUUAGCAUGAUGUUAGUUGAUGACAUAUAAGAGUAACCAAAAUGUGCUAUGCAAAUGUUAACAAUUACACACCAAAAAAAGGAAAGAAAUGUUUAUGUAAUUUCAGCGUAACUCAGUUUGAGUGUUACGCUGAAGAAACGGCAGAGAAAAAUUUAAGAAUACUUUGGUAGGGUGUGUAAUUGUUCAAAUUUGCCCAGCACAUUUUGAUUACUAUUGUGUUUUAUUUUGUGUUUUUCUUCUAUAUAGAACACUAUACGUUUGCUGCAGGUUUACACUGUGCUGAGUAGUUAGAAAUGUCUACUGUUCCUAUUAAUUUGAAAUUGUCAGAUUUAGUUUGUUUGUGUGUGUUUGUUUUGUACAGGUAAGCUUGAAUGUUUAUUCCCUGCUUUCAAAAACAAACACUUAAUCCACUAAUUUAUAUGAGAUGUGCAUCUAGCUGUUCUCAUUUAUAUUGCUUUGUAUUGUCUUGAGAAUAAAAAUCGAACUUGCUUACAGAAAUCUAAAGAUAAUGACCGUUAAAAGGAGAAAUGCAGUUUAUUGGGCCAAUAGGAUGCACAUUAUAAUUUUGUAAUUUUAGAUCUUUGUGUUGUACUGAAUGUUAUAUUGGUUCUCUACUUUAUGUACUGAGAUUCAUCCAUUAGCAAGUGAACUACGUUUCCAUUUGUUAUUUGGUAUACAGGCAGCUCAUAGAGUCCAGCGAUAUUCCAUCAAUGUUGUUGUUGUUGUUUUUUCCCUUUAAUUAUUUAUUGAGUAAUCGAUCAAAAUACACCAUCUGCAUGAUGAUACCUUGCAAUGCAGUUUUAAUAUUUACAAAGCUCCUGUUCCAUUAGGCCAGAAGACUUCUUGGUUCCAGAGCUUCAAGCCACAGAAGAGGAAAAAAGCAAACUGGAAUCUGGCCUAGCCAAUGGUGAAGAACCAAUGGACCAAGACUUAUCUGAUGUUCCUACCAAAUGUGUCUCCACAACAGAACCGAUGGAAAUCAAGUAAGUUAAACUCAACCAUACACUUUUAAAUGACAAUGCAGUCUCUAGUAGAGGACAGGAAUUUGAUUCUUCUAAUAAUUGUAUAAAACAUUCAAGAGUACAUUUUAUGAUUAAGGGCAUUCUUUAAACCUAUCUUUAAAUGAAACCUGUUAUGCCCUAAAUUACUUAUGCUCUUUUGAAAGGUCAAUAGAGUUUAUCUUUACAUUGGCUAGCAGAUUUUCUCGAAAUGUAUAGAUUGGGAGAAACACGGUUAAAAAAUUGCUCUUGGGGGGCGUGGCCUGACCGGGUAUGGAGUGAGACGCAUCUCCUUGCAGCUCCUAGGCCCCAGCUCACUACCGCACCGAUAAACGAGCACGAAUUGACCCGAGAUGGGUAAGACAAAGAGGCUACUCACCCCUGGCCCCUCACAAACGGGCUCACCGAGCCGCACAGCGGGUCCCAUGGACGGGUACCUCGGAACGCCGCGAGACAUGCGGGCGCACCAGGCCGCGGCCAAAAUGGCGCCGCCCUCACCAGACGCCAGCAGCUCAGACAGCCCAGCAACAGGCCCAGCCAGAGAGGAGUCACUGACCCAAAUUGCAGCAGACCUGGCCACAAUAUCUGCAAACAUGAUGUCCAAGGCAGAUAAGACGGACCUGCUGGCUGAAAUUAGGGCAGUAAUCAGAGAGGAGGUCAUGGAGGUGAGGAGAGACCUGACAGCACUGGAACGCAGGGUGGAGGAACUAGAGGCAGAACGUGCCCAAAUAAUACAACACCGCCAAGCCACAGACACAGCCACUAUUAGACAAGGCAAUGUCCUGCUGGAGUUAAGAAGGAAUCUGGAAGAUUUGGACAACCGCGGACAGAGGAACAACAUCCGCGUCAGGGGACUCCCUGAAACAGCAGGGGAAGCACUACCAGAGCUCCUGCUGGGCCUGUUCACACACAUAUUAGGGGACAGAGCCCCAGCAGACUUUGGAAUAGAACGUGCACACAGAGCCCUGCGCCCCGUGUCCGCUGAGGGACCGCCUAGAGACGUAAUCUGCUACCUGCUCUCCUACUCGUUGAAGGACGAAAUCAUGAGGGAAGCAAGAAAUCAACAGAACCUCACCUACAUGGACGCCCAGAUUUCACUAUAUCAGAAUCUCUCAGUACUCACCCUGGAAGCGAGAAGGGCACUGAGACUGCUAACCACCCUGCUUAGAGAACGGCGGAUACAAUACAAAUGGGGAUUCCCCUUUAGCUUACAGGCAAAGGUGAGCAACAUAUGGCAUAUCAUAUGCUGGCCAGCUGACGUGCCACGCUUCCUCCGAGCCGCGAACCUCCCAGCAGUGGCAGUCCCAAAUUGGGUCCUGGAGAGACAGCCGCAACGCCCAAACGCUCCAAAUAUCAGGCCGGGUACGGGCCUUACAGGAACUGGGUUCCGCAGAGGCGGCCCGGAUAGCCAUGAAGAAUAGCAGAUUCAAGAGCCCUAGGGGGCAGCGACCGGCGCACCCACCGACGGAGGUAUACCCCAGUUUUCACACCCCCAUUCAACCCCAGAAACUACGCCGCAGUGAGACAGACCACCGGACCGCUCCCCCAAGGUUGAUGCGAAGAAACAACCUCCGUAAGCAGAAGCUGACACACCGCUGGGUAUGUACUUAUACCCCUACCCUGGGCCCGUAGCAGUUACGCACAAGUCAGAGUUGCUGGGACUUGAGACAAUGGAGGGCCACAUAUUUCUUGGGGUGGUGGGAUUUAUGGGGAUCGGGUACCACCCGGGGACGAUGAUGACAUGGAGGGGAUCCCCCCCAGAUUUAUACAGACUCGGGCUCUUGCCCAUAGAAUCCCCCCUUUUGGGUGGUUGGGGUAGAGGGGAGGCAUUGGCGGACUCCAACUACUUGAAUGGCACCCCAGGAUAAAGUCUGGACAGUCCCAUGAUGUCCCAGAGGGCCCCGGGACUCAAGCUCCGCCCAUCCCCCGAAGGGACUAGCGAGCCAACAGGCAGGAGAGGACACCACUUCCCCCAGCUGGAAUAGGGAGCAGAGGAGGGGGGUAUGGUUCCUUGGGAGGGGGGAGCGGGGAACGCCAGAGGCGGUGGUUUGGUAUUUACAGUUGUACUUGUUCUUGUUAUUGUUUAAGUUCACAUGCUCUAUACCACUCCUAGGGGGGCACACACCUACACAAGGGGGCUGGUAACACACCUGAACCCAUGAAGCCGGGGGGGCUAGGCCGGGGCGGGGACACCCGGGGAGGCCGGACCAGUUAGGUAGCUACAGGGCCCGAUUAUCGACUAGACACGCAUUACUCAGACCCUCAAGAACAGAGAGGAAAAUGGAUAAUGGGAGGGGGUACCCUCGUACUACUUCACCAUACCCACAGGGAAAAUUCCAAUUAAACCAAUACAGUGGGCUGGGUGCCGUGAGAGCAGUGCGAUUCAGACGACGGUUCACCCAAGAACGGACGACCCACGUACCUCACGUGACAGACUCACACUGUACAAACCCUCGGGGGCUACUCUGGUGACAUACCCCGAAGGGAAUAGACACUGGGAAGCGACUGACCCCGAGGCGAGUCGUAGUCACCUAGAUCCCGACCCACUAACCUGCCCUGACUUUGACUGGACUACCCUACUUCCCCCCCCCCGAACCUUACCCCGUGAUACUCUGACAUACCCAUACCCCUUCCCACGCACAGCUAGGGAUGGGCACUAACUAUGUGCCGGCACCGCUUAACCUGUGGUCGAACAACGUUAGAGGUCUAAACGUACCCGAGAAGCGGUCUCAGCUACUCAGUACUCUCUGGGCGGAACGCAUCUCGGUGGCGUUUUUGCAGGAAACGCAUCUUAAAGGCGUGGAGGCCCCCACCCUGAAAAACAGAAGGUUCCCCACAGGUUAUUACUCCAACCAUGCCGACCAAAAAAAAGCGGGGGUGGCGAUCCUCUUUUCACAUACUGUCCCGUUCGUAUGCACAGAGCAACGAAUAGAUCCAGGCGGUAGAUACUUAUUCAUUAAAGGAACCAUAGCACAACAGCUCUACACAUUCGCAUGCCUCUAUACACCGAACCGUAACCAACAUGUCUUCCUAAAUAAAACACUCACUUUGCUCAACAAGUUCAGAGAGGGCUUACUAAUUAUGGCAGGAGAUCUUAACAUUCCGUUAGACGCCAGAUUAGACACCUCAAGGGGAGAAAGCUCAAUACCAGGUCAUUGCAUACGCGCAGUCGGGAGAGCUCUGACAAGGAGUGGACUAGUGGAUUGCUGGAGGGCGGCGCAUCCCGAUGGCAGGGACUAUUCCUAUUUCUCAGCUGUACAUCAGAGAUACAGUCGGAUUGACUAUAUCUUUAUGGCACAGGAAGCCCUGACACUACUCCGCAAGGCUAGCAUAGGCCUGAUGGCGGAGUCCGAUCAUGCCCCGGUCUCAGUCCAGAUCCAAUCCCCACUACACAAACCAGCGGAAAGGCACUAAAUGAGAAUAUGUUGCUUAACCUGGGUGACACUGACCCGGUUAGGCAAACUCUAACACAAUACUUCGACACUAACACAACCUCCGAUGUCUCGCCCUUGACGGUGUGGGAAGCACAUAAGUGUGUAGUACGGGGACACUAUAUUAAGGUCUGUACACAACGGAAGAAAGAACAUACACGACAGCUGAUAACAUUAAACACUCAAAUAGCCAACCUAGAGCAAGCUCAUAAACAAAGUCAGGACGAGGACACGUUCCUCCAUCUAACAGCGCCCCGGAGACAGAGAAGGGACAUACUAGCUCAGGGUCUCCUACGCACCCUUAGAAAAUCGGCCCGGUUCUUUUUUGAGCACUCGGACAAAAGUGGCAGACUGCUAGCCCGCCAGCUCCGUGAUCGUCGGAUGGCGAGCCACAUACACAAAAUUAAGCCCAGUGACAAAGCUGAAACCCGAAUGCCGGAUGGAAUUCAGCGUGCGUUCGUAGACUACUACACGGACCUAUACAAUAUCCCCCAACCCAACACUGACGCUGCCCGCGCACGACAGACCCGCCAAAUUACUGAAUUCCUGGAACAAAAUAUAGAUAACAAGCUGACCGCGGAAAUGCGGGACGACCUAGACCAACCCCUCACCAUGGAGGAGCUGGCGGCAGCCCUAAAAAUCUCCAAAUCCCAUAAGGCCCCUGGACCUGACGGACUGCCCCUGAUGUACUUACGUACGUUCAGGGACAUCUUAUUACCAAAUCUCUUACUGGGCCUCAACUCCAUACUGGAGGGGGGGCGCUUUCCCCCAGACACGUUAGCAGCCAUAGUUACUGUAAUACCAAAAGAGGGCAAGGACCCGACGAAUUGCGCGAGCUACCGCCCCAUAUCGCUACUAAACGCAGACCUGAAACUAUUCGCAAAAGCCAUUGCCCUGAGAGUUGCAAAACACCUCCCCCACUUGGUACAUUCUGAUCAAGUGGGGUUUAUCCCGGGUAGGGAAGGGAGAGACAACACGAUUAAGGCCCUGAACAUCCUACACAUAGCACGAGCGCGCCGUAGAGAACUUCUACUACUUUCCACCGAUGCCGAAAAGGCUUUUGACAGGGUGAGCUGGGCGUAUCUGAGGAGUACCCUUACACACAUGGGAUUCGGCCCCAACAUGCUGGCCUGGGUGCUCUCACUGUACACGUGCCCCACUGCGAGGAUCCGCAUUAACGGGGCACUUUCAGCCCCUUUCCCAAUCAGGAAUGGCACCCGCCAGGGAUGCCCGCUCUCCCCCCUCCUGUUUGCCCUCUCCCUGGAACCAUUUCUGGGGGCGGUCAGACGGAAUGGGGGAAUCUCUGGAUUCGACCUUGGUCGUCACGAAUACCGGGUAGCCGCAUAUGCAGACGAUAUGCUGUUCUUUCUUACACAGCCGUUGAUCUCACUGCCCAACCUCCUAGCAUCUUUCCGAGAGUUUGGGGCACUCUCUAAUCUUAAACUUAAUACGGAAAAGUCCGAGGCUCUCCACCUCCCACCCCCUACAGGCCCCCCAACACACCUUCACACCCAAUACAAGUUUAAAUGGUGCGAAACUAAAUUAAAAUAUUUGGGCAUAUGGCUGACCAAGGACCCGUCCCAAUUAUACCACCAUAACUAUCACCCUCUCCUACUCUCACUUCAGACGGACCUUAAGAAAUGGACCCCAUAUUACAUCUCCUGGUUCGGACGUAUCAAUGCGAUUAAAAUGAACGUGUUACCCAGGAUACUCUACCUAUUCCAAACAGUGCCAAUUACUCUCCCCAGAGCCUUUUUUAGCUCUAUGACGACUGCCAUCCGCAGAUUCGUUUGGAACUCUCGCCCAACCCGAAUAAAAAAAUCAACCCUGGAACUACCAAAAUUGAUGGGGGGCACGGGACUGCCCUCCAUAGAGACAUAUUACCGCGCCGCCACCUGCACAGACUGACGGACUGGCACGCACAACACCCAUUAAAACAAUGGGUGACCAUUGAGCUAGAACAAACUGAUAGAAAAAUACCCUCUAGGCUUUGGCUACAUACUGCCACAUACGCCGACCUGCACACCGAGAACCCACUAAUCGACGCCACGCUCCGAGUGUGGAUAGCUAUACGCUACCGACUGCAACUCACAAGUUCUCCUAGCCCCUUGACACCCAUCACACAUAACCCAGACCUGGCCGAUGCUCUAACCCCACAAGACCUAGCCGGCCUCCAGCAGGCAGACUGGAUGUACCUGCACCAAUGGCUCGACACUCAGGGACAUAAACCACUCAGAAACCUCUGCCCAGAUAGACCACCGACGAUACUCGAACAAUUCAGAUACCACCAAGUUAAGACGUACUUCAUAUCCUUACAUGGUCGAGGACACCUGACUAGACCCCUCACCAGCUUUGAACACCUGUGCGUACACCGAACACACGUACACAGAGGUAUCUCCACUAUACAUACCAUACUCAAGACCCAAACUAACGAUGAUGUGGUGCUCAAAUUUAAAGAUCAUUGGGAGAGAGACUUGGGGGAAGUCCUUACUGUGCAAGACUGGGACAAGAUUUACACUCUCACACAUAAAUGCUCUAUCAGCUCCAAGUACCAGGAGCUGAACUACAAAAUUUUAACACGCUGGUACAGAACCCCAGACGUACUCAAUCGCAUGAACGUAGGUGCCCUGGACACCUGCUGGAGAUGCGGCUUGCAUACCGGCACGUACUUCCACAUCUGGUGGCAGUGCCCCGAGAUUACCACAUUCUGGGAGAGGAUCAGGGUAGAGAUAAACAGAAUCACAGGUGCGGAGCUAACCCUAGAACCCCUAACGAUGCUAUUACACCACACCCCCACACCCGUUAAGACAUAUAAGAAAUCCCUCUUGCUGCCACUACUCAACGCGGCAAAGGCCCUUAUCCCUGUGAUGUGGAAACAGAGGGGGGCGCCUACCCUCCAGCAAUGGGUGACAAGGGUGGAAGAGAUCCACUCAAUGGAGUCCUUAACUGCAGACCUCCACGGUAGACAGGAGCAAUGUGCACUGACCUGGUACCCUUGGGAAACAUACCUAGCCAACAGAUUAGCAAACCCAAACACGGCCCCCCAGAGGCCCGCAGUAAACCGACUCAUACAGAGCUAAGCCACCCGGCUACUCCUCCCUCCUAGGUCCCCUACCUCCUGACCCUUUCCCGAGACUGGACAUUGGACUGAACCCCAACGACCGACUCUGACGAGCUCGUAAAUGGGGCUUACCAAUACGCACACCCACUGUAAUCACAGGUGUAAAAUACACAGGAAACCGAGACCCAACCUAGAGCUGAUACCGGCAUGAAAAUAUCCCCUCCUGGCCUCCUAGACUGAUACCUAGAGUAUCCUCCCUUAUGACAAACUAUACCGAUAGGUAUACAAAUAUAUACACCAGCAACUGCCAACCCACAAUAGUGGGGAACUUAACCUAAACCAUCACACUUUGCUCUCACCCAGGCGACAAGAUGGCCUUGAAUGUUAAUAAGUGCUGAGUAGUCUGGGGAGGAGUUAAGGCACUAAAGAUACCUUUUCUCGCUAGCGUGGCCCUAUACCAUGCCCAACAAUAUAUAUAUAUAUAUACAUGUCAAGCGACACAAAGGUUCCUGACACGGUUGGUAUGAAACGUGAAAUGAGAAAUGUAGCGUGUCAGAAAACUUACCCCCCACAGCAUCCAAACUAGACACCGAUUCACGCCCUACACGUAGAGCGCACACCAUAGGUGCAACAAACUGCGCAUUGUAGGCUAGGGGGGAUACGAGACUAGAAACCUGACCUUAAAUAAUACUACCUAAUGCAUGUGAUGGAAACUAUAGAAAUAUUGUUUGAGAAAACUGUUUUGAGAAUGUUAAAACAAUGGUGACGAAUGUUGUUAAGCUAUUCAGAAAACUGAUGUUAAAAUUGACGUUAUACCGUUACUACAUCUUUCCUUGAAAAAAUGCUAAAACUUGAAAAUAAAUAUUGUCAAAAAAAAAAAAAAAUUGCUCUUUCUCCAAUCUCUCAGUCAAAUAUUUGGUAUAGACACUAUACCAAUGAUUUGACUGACAAGGAAGAGCAGAAAAGACCUCCCCACAGAGAACUUUUAGUAUAGCGUAAACUACAGAUUGUCACAGGAGAACUGCAAGAAAGCUAAGAAGUAAAAAAGACUCCAUCUACACCCCAUCUGUGACAUUAUGCCAAUCAGGCAGCUCAUUUGCAUAAGGUUCCAUGUAUUUGCAUACGGAAAUAUUUGAAACAGAGCAAAGAAGAUGCAUUUAAAUUGUGUAUCUUUUCAAUCUGUUCUGAGAGUCCAUUGUGCAGAUUUCAACCUACACUAUAAUACGCAUAUCAAUAUGAUACCAAUAUACAUACUCCUCAGACUGUGAAUGCAAAGCAUCCUGGUUACAUCUGUAAAUGUCAUUUCUCAGUACAGUUCUGAGCAAAUCUCUGCGUUGUGCUUUAUUAUAGAGCACGAGUGACGUACAUCGACUACGAGGGUCGCUCUGAUGGCGACUCAAUCAAAAAGAUUAUUAACCAGAUGAAGCCCCGCCAGCUGGUUAUUGUACACGGACCGCCAGAUGCCAGCCAAGACCUGGCUGAAGCGUGCAGAGCAUUUGGAGGCAAAGACAUUAAAGUGUACACCCCAAAACUGCAUGAAACAGUGGAUGCCACAAGUGAGACUCACAUAUACCAGGUAAUGAGAUCAAAUUGUUGCCAGCAGCUGAAUGUAGAUUGAAUUUAAAAAAAUUCUUAAGAGAUGGAGCCAACAAGUAAAUAUUAUCAAGUUUAGUGAUUAAAUUGGCAUUGCGAUGGCAUCUCAUUGCACAUGGGAGAUAUAAUCUUGGGAAGAUCCUGCAGUCCUUCCAUAGAAAACUGUUUUGUACUCUUGGGACAGGCAAGUAGAGUAGUAGCAAGGCAGGGUAAAGAUUUCACCAGCACUAGGCCAAGAAGAACAUGGCAGUGCUGGAAAGAUAGAGGUCUAGAAUAGUAUAUCUACCCUCAAACAAGUUAGCGGACAUGUCAGAGUCUCUGGAAGUGACAGUUCUACUUUAAAAAUUACUUCUUUAAUACGUGUAGUCGCCUUCUUGGAUGGGAAGGAAGAAAUCUUCAAGUAAGUACAUGUAUUAAUGUGUAUACGCUGGCCGCAAUUUUGUAGGCACAAUUUAUAUACCUGCCACAAGUGUCAUGAUUUUAGGUGGGCAUUUUCGUUUGUGUUUUUUGUUGGGGGUUUAUUUCAAAUGUGCUUGUAAAGUGAUUCCAUAGGAAUUGUUUACCUGUACAUCAAGGCUGACCCUUUAAACCCCUGCGGUAUAUAUAUAUUUUUUUUUGUCAAUGAGGUUUUUAUUUUGUUUUUCAAGUAAGAGGUAACGGUGAGACUCGCAGGUCUCUUUAGUCAUAUCUUUAUACGUCUCAUAGUAAAGAAGGCAUUGGUACAGAUUGUGCACAUUGUCAAUUUGACGAGAUUUAAACUGUCUUGAGACACGCAGGUCUCUUGCUUGUCACCAUUUUUGCGGCACCAGGCCCAAGGUAGGGAUCAAUCUUACGGAUGAGGUGUGGAGGCAUCAGAUAUUGUGUGUUGUGUCUGUUGGAUUGGUUUCUGCCCCUGUAUCUUAGGUUAGGUUUCCCGUUCUCAGGUGUUCGGGUGUGCGGUUUUGGCCCUGUUGGCAUUCAGUGGCGUGCAGUUGCUUUCUUCCCGUAUCCCUGUGUGUUGUGGUUCUGAGAGGCUAUAUGGAUUCGGGUUUGGUGGUGCUAUCCUGUGUACCUCCUGUUGGUGGUAUUCCAUUGGGCUUGUGUGUCCGUGUGUAUUGUUCUUGUUAGCUUGUGUGUAGUGUGGAGAAUGUGGUAUCAGGGUCGAGUUGUCUGGGGAGGGCAGGAGGGUGCCUCUCUGUCUGAAUUAUGUCUGUCCAUUUCGUCUCUUAGUUUAUCAGUCUAUGCAGCCUCGCCACCUCGUCUACGUGUCAUAUUUGAGUCUAUUUGUGAAUUCUGCCUUGGUAGUAGUCAGUAUACAGUGGGUCCAUAUUUCCAUAUACCUGUCUGGGGAGUUGGAUGUGUUCAUGAUGAGUUCCUCUAUGAGUUCUUCCAUUUGGGUGAACCAAGUUGUCAACGGGGCCGUUAUUGUUUGCUUCCAGAAUUGAGGGAUCACUUGUUUGGCAACAUUUAAGAUUCUAAUGGUUAGUAAGUGUUUGUAUCAUGAUCUAGGCGAUUUUGUGUGGUGUAGGAGCAUGUUUUCAAGGAGGAAGGGAGGUGGUGUGUCUGAGAAGGUUUUGAGGAAGCCUUGUAUGCCCCGCCAAAAGGGCCGUAUGGCCUCGCACUCCCACCAUAGGUGGAGCUCAGUGCCGGCCUCCUGGUUGCACCUUCAGCAGAGGUCUGUGUGUUCCGGGUCUAUGGCAUGGAGUAUGAUUGGGGUGCGGUACCAUUUCGUCAGCAGUUUGAACGCCGUUUCCUGCGUCCUGCUGAAGACUGAGCAGUGAUGCGUUAAGUAACAUAUCUUCUCCCAGUCUCCGUCAGUGAAAGUUUUCCCCAGUGUUUUUUCCAAUCUCCCUAUAAAUUUGGGUUUCUCCAUUUGCGGUCUCCCUCUGUAGCAUGGAGUAAAUGAGUGAGAUCCCGUGCGGUUGUGGGUCUGGGUCCAUACACAUUCCUUCGAAUGUGGUAAGGUCCCGUUUCCGUGCUGUGCCCCCCGGGAGAGUAUGAACGUAGUUCUGUAGCUGUCUGUGUUUUAGGUGGUGUAGGAGGGUGGGGGUUGAUCCCUCGAAUAGGGUCGGGAGUGUUUUGCAAUUAGUUUCGUCCAGGAGGUGGUGUAGUCUAGGUGUCUUGUGUCGGAGCAGCUCUCUGAAUGCGUUGGUGUCUAGUACCAGUGGGAAACUGUCAUUGUGCGUUGGGGGGAGCACGGGGGAUGGGAACGGCGCUGGUCCGCAUCUCUUUGCUACUCUCCCCCACUCACGUAGUGUUGCAUUUGUGUAGGAUGAGCCCUGUCCUCCGCUCCUCUGCCAUGGUAGAGUGGACAGCGGUUUUCCCGCUUGCGUUUCCUCUAUUUCUUUCCAUCCCUUGAACACUCUCUAUUUUGUCCACUCCAUAAUUCUUUGGAGGUGGCAGGAUUCAUAGUACAGGGUAAAGUCUGGCAUGGCUCCCCUGUCUUUGGGUAGCAUCAGUGCAGUCAUCCUAACUCUCUGUCUCCUGUUGUCCCAUACGUAUUUCCCCGUUGCUUGUCUCUGGGUCUGAAAAAAUGAUCUGGGGAUGGUUAUGGGUAGGGCUUGCAUGAGGUAUAGCAGGCGUGGGAGCAGGUUCAUUUUUAUUACCUGGAUCCUGCCUAGCCAUGAUAUGUGUGGGUACGCCCAAUCCAACAGGUCUUUCCGGAACCUGUCUAGCAGGGGGAUAACAUUUUCUCUGAAUAGGUCCUUUUCGCUCUUCGUCAACCAUUUGCCUAGGUACUGUAUCUUGUGUUGCGCCCAUUGGAAUGUGUGGCUCUGCUUCAAAGGGGUGGCUCUGUGUUCGGGUAUACUAACAUUCAAGAUAUAGGAUUUUGUGAAGUUGAUUUUAAGGUUGGAUAUCUCCACGAAGGUCCUAAAGGCCUUCAGGAUAUUCGGAAGUGAGAUGUCCGGGUUGGUGACGAAGAAAAGGAGGUCGUCAGCAUAUGCGCAACCUUGUGUUGCGUGUCUCCCUUUCCAAUACCCCUAAUAGCUGCGUAGUGUUGUAUGUAUGUCAGAAAGGGCUCGAGUGUCAGCACAAAGAGCAGGGGGGAUAGAAGUGGUGUAGGGUGCCUCGUGUGUCUCUCAUUUUGUCAAUGUAUGUCCUUUGUCUUUGUUUGACUAGCAUUCUGGUAAACAGUUUGCCUCUCUUGCCGUGGAGCUGGAAAAAAGCCUUGUGCCUAAUUACUUCUCUAUGGUGUUUCCUAUGUAAAAGGCCCGUCAGCUCCCGGCUUAGAUGUAGUAGUGUCGCCUGGUGCGUCGCCUGUUGUGUGCUUUUAAGUGCUUCUACCCUUUGUAUUUCCGUCACUAGUUCUGUCAGGCAGCUGUCGGUCUGCUUUUUAAGGAUGGUGCCCUGGCGGAUGAAGUGUCCGCGAAUUACGCUUUUGUGGGCCUCCCAUCUAAUGGUGGGCGAGAUUUGUUUGGCAGUGUUCGUCUCAAAGUAAUCUUUGAGCGCUUCCUUGAUAUCGGUUGUGAAGUCGGGUCUGGUUAGGAGAUAUUCAUUUAGUCUCCAUUUGUUGAACUGGGGUUUGUAUAGGGGGGGGGCGAGAGUGUCAGGAGUACCGGCGCGUGGUCUGACCAUGUCGCCACCCCGUGCUCUGCAUCGCGUGUUAUUGGUAGAUGAUAGUGUGAGGUAAAGAGGUAGUCCAGUCUAGUAUAUGUGUGGUGUGAGAAGAAGGUGUAGUCCUUCUCAUCUGGGUGGUAGGCCCUCCAGCAGUCUAUCAGUUUGUGACAAGUCAGAAGGGUUUUUAUUGAGUUCAGGUUUUGUGUCGAGACCCACGAGUGUCCGGAGGAGGUGUCCCACCGCUGAUUGAGUGCUACGUUGAAGUCUCCCCCCACAAUGAGGAUUCCCCCCGUGAAGAGCUGUAGUUUCUGAAGUGUGUGUGCCAGGAAUCUGUAUUGUCGGUUGUUUGGGGCGUAGAUGUUUGCGAAUAUAUAGACCUGUCCUGCAAUUGUGCCUUUGAGGAAAAGGAAUCUACCCUCCCUGUCUGUCAUCUGUCCUGUUUAUACAAAAGGUAUCUCUUUGUUAACUAGGAUGGCCGUGCCUCUUGACCUCCCUGCAUGGUAGUCGCUGUAAUAUCCCGUCGGGUGGUGAUGGUUAGUCAUUUUGGGCCUGGACCCUUCCUUAAAGUGUGUCUCUUGGAUUAAGACUAUCGAGGCUCGUUUGGCGUGGAAGUCUCUCAGCGCUCCUGAGCACCUCUCCGGUUUGUUGAGGCCUCUGGCGUUUAUGGAGAGGACAGUGAGGCAGUCCGGCACUAAUGCCCUUGUGUCCAUGUGCAGGGGUGGCCGCGUCAUUCGUUCUUCAGGUCUAGUCUGGGGUUCGUAGGGUGAAUGGGUCCGUUGGUUGUUGGUCGGGUGGGGGUUGUAGGGUGGGGAGGGUUAUGGGAUGUGUGUUUAUAUGUUCUCGUCACUAUAAAGUGACUGGGAGCAAUUAAGCCCGCGGCCACCUGUGGUCCGCGGUUUCUGCUCACCUUUCUUAGGUCGCUGUGCUCUGUGGGGUUGUAGAAGGAAGCCAAGGGACUCCAGGUGGUACCAGUCCUCCCCGUGUCUGCGUGUGUGUCGGUGGUUGGUGUGUAACUUUGUUGCGUGUCUCGGUCCAUCAGGUCCGUGUAGGUCCCCUGUCGGCUCUGUCUGUUGAGUUCGGGUCAUUAUUAAGAUCCUCAUCAGUGGAGAUCAUAUAUGUUGGGCUCCGGGUCGUAGGUCACAGUGCCGUCUCGGGUGCUUGUCGUGUGCACAUGCAUACAAAAAUUGUAUAACAGAACAGUUAAGCAAUUAAGCAAAUCUUUCCAAACAUUAAGCUGCAAUCCAGCUAGUAUUGUGCAGUUGCGUGCAUUAUAACUCGAUUAUGUUCAUAUCUGUGCGCAUGGCCAUCAUUCCUAUUUUCUUCCCCCUCCGGCUCCUGCGCCCUAGCCCUCAGUACGGGUCCCUCAUCACCUUUAGGGGGCUCCUCUCCUUCCUCUUCCAGCUCUCCUCUAUCCCCGUCGUGAGUCAGAUCUGUGUUUGAGCGAGCUGGUGGCAGCGGUCCGGUGUGAGUGGGCCUGGGGGGCCCUAUUCUACCCAGUGGGUCUCAGGCGGGUUUACCUGCGGGUCGGUGGCCCUGGCCUCCCUCCUAGAGCGCCUUCCCCUUCUUUUCCCCCUCCCGCUCGCUCUCCGUGUGUGAGUGAGUCCCCCCGGUGGGGGCCGCCCCCUGCUCGGCUGGGUCAUCACAGGGCAGCCAAGGCCCCAGCGGCGGAGCCCAGUCCUAAGUAAGUGCCGGGGCACAACCCCCUCGUGCCCUUCGGUCCAUCUACCCAUUGGUAUCGGUUGCGGUGUGUGUGCCAAGGGUGGGGUCGGUGCUUCCUGAGACCGGUCCCUAUUUGGCGGGUUUGUACACUGAGUUUAGGCAUGUACUGUCAGGACCCCCUCCUCACCGUGUUUUGCUGUGGUUGUCCAUCCUUUUUUAUAAGUAUAUUGAUUUAGAAUCAUACUCGGGUGAGUGCAGCAGCCCCUUUGGUAGAAGCUUGUUCCUGUAGUGUCGAUACACUUAGGUGUCUAGCUAGGCAGUUGGCUACCCCUGCUGUCUGCCUGUGAUAUCUUCCCCUUUCGUUAUUUAUUUUGAGUCUGCUUGCGUGCCCCUUUUGUGUGUGUCCCCAAUCCCCCCCCCCCUGAUUAUGGUAGCCAGGUGGACCCCCUCCCGUUCUCGCCCUCCCCCCUUUCUCUUAGCCUGUUGUGGUCCUGAUCCCCAAAAUGUCCAUAAGGGUGCUGGUACCCCUAUUGGAGAGAGUGUCCCGGUUGUUGGUACUUGUGGUUAUGUGCUGCAGCUGCUGACAUUAGUCCUUUAUGCCGCCGUCCCGGAGGGUCGGGUGGCUUGUUGUCGGGACCCUCUGCUUCUGUGUGGCUAUGGCGGGAGCCCCUGGGUCAACGGAGGUGCCAUGUAGAAGGUAAGGGGGUCCGGCCAUGUCAUGUUGAUGGGUGGAAGUUGUAGUUACGAGAUCGCUCAGGUCCUCCGGGUGUUGGACUGUAAAAAGCCCCUUUGUUGUGAUGGCCUGUAGCCCGGUCGGGAAGGUCUACCGAUACCUGAUUUUGUUGGUUUGGAGGAUUCUCGUGAGGGGCCUCAUCACCCGUCGGUAUGCCAGGGUAGGAUCAGGAUCAGGAUACAACUGUAUUUCCACUCCAUUUAGCGUCACCCUUUCUGUGCCUCGCGCUUUCUGAAGGAUCUCUUCCUUUAUUCGGAAACUGGCCAGGCACCAAAUAGUGUCCCUUGGGGGAGCCUCCGGUGGACCCCUUGGUCUCAGUGCACGGUGUGCUCUGACAAACUCGAUGUCGGUGGUCGCUGGGCAGCCCAGGAUCUUGUUGAACAUUUAUCUGAGGGUAUCUGUUAUCGGUGUGGAUUGAUCUAGGUCUUCUAGAAUGCCGCGUACCCUGAUGUUUUGGUGCCUGCCUCGGUUGUCCAGGUCUCCUCCAUGUGUAGGGCCAUUUGUGUUGUGUGGUGGUAGAUUGCGUCGGUGUUUGCAGACUUGGCGGAGGACAAGUGGUCACAGUCUGCUUCCAAUUGAGAUACUUUGGUAUGUAGACCCUGGAUGUCUUCCCGAAGGGAAUGUAGUUCCGCUGUGAUGGAGGCUCGUAGCUCCGAGUUAGCCACCUUCAGGUCUUGCCUUGUCGGGAGUGCCUGGAUCAACUGUACCCAGUCUGGUUGGGGGACCGGGGAGGUCUGGGCCUGCAUCGCCUGGCGGCCGCUUCAUGGCUUCAUCAGCGAUCUCCGAGGUGGUGGAGCCCCUCGCGGCUAUGUCUGUGGGAGUCACUAGGAAUUGCCGUAGCGAGGCGGCAGCUGUGCCCUUCGGCGUGUCGGUUGGCUUGGUUAUAUGCGAUGGUUUUCAGGUGCCGUGAUGAGGAUUUUAGCUGAACUUGUUGGGGAGCUCCGGGUUUACGCCGCCAUCUUCCUCGGCCUCCAAGCCACGCCCCCCCCCUGCGGUAUAUUUUGGUCUGUUUUCUAUUGAACAUUUAGUGUGCAUUUCUUUAAUAUUUUAGGUUGUAUAGUUACAUAGUUACAUAGCUGAAAAGAGACUUGCGUCCAUCAAGUUCAGCCUUCCUCACAUUUGUUUUUUGCUGUUGAUCCAAAAGAAGGCAAAAAAACCCAGUUUGAAGCACAAUUUUGCAACAAGCUAGGAAAAAAAUUCCUUCUUGACCCCAGAAUGGCAGUCAGAUUUAUCCUUGGAUCAAGCAGUUAUUACCCUACAUUGAAAGAUUAUAUCCUUGAAUAUUCUGUUCUUGCAAGUAUGCAUCUAGUAGCCGUUUGAACAUCUGUAUGGACUCUGAUAAAACCACUUCUUCAGGCAGAGAAUUCCACAUCCUGAUUGUUCUUACAGUAAAAAAACCUUUCCUUUGCCUUAGACGAAAUCUUCUUUCUUCCAGUCUAAACGCAUGGCCUCGUGUCCUAUGUAAAGUCCGGUUUGUGAAUAGAUUUCCACACAAUGGUUUGUAUUGGCCCCGAAUAUAUUUGUAUAAUGUUAUCAUAUCCCCUCUCAGGCGACGUUUUUCUAAACUAAAUAGGUUUAAAUUUGUUAACCUUUCUUCAUAGCCGAUAUGUUCCAUUCCUUUUAUUAAUUUUGUAGCCCGCCUCUGCACUUUUUCUAGUGCCAUAAUAUCCUUCUUUAGAACAGGUGCCCAAAAUUGCACAGCAUAUUCAAUAUGGGGUUUUACCAGUGAUUUAUAAAGAGGCAAAAUUAUAUUCUUGUCCCGAGAAUGAAUGCCCUUUUUCAUGCAUGACAAUACCUUACUGGCCUUGGCCACUGCUGAUUGACAUUGCACAUUGUUGCAUAGUUUGUUGUCUAUAACAAUUCCCAAGUCCUUUUCAUGUGUUGUUAUCCCUAAUUCGCUUCCAUUAAGGGUAUACGUUGCUUGUGUAUUCUUUACGCCGAAGUGCAUAACUUUGCAUUUUUCAACAUUAAAUUUCAUCUGCUAUUUGAGUGCCCAGUCUAUCUAAAUCCCUCUGCAGCAAAGUAAUAUCUUGCUCACAUUGUAUGUUAAUAUAUAUAUUUUUUUCUACAUAUAGGUUCGACUGAAGGACUCUUUAGUCAGCUCUCUUAAGUUCUGCAAAGCCAAGGACACUGAAUUAGCGUGGAUUGAUGGAGUUCUGGACAUGCGGGUGUCUAAGGUGGACACAGGUGUCAUCCUGGAGGAGGGAGAGUUGAAGGAUGACGGAGAGGACUCAGAAAUGCAAGUGGACGCUCCUGGAACAGAUGCCAAUAUCAUUGCUCAGCAGAAAGUGAUAAAGAGCCUCUUUGGCGAUGAUGACAAAGACUUCACCGAGGAAAGUGAGAUCAUCCCGACUCUUGAGCCAUUACCAAGUAAUGAGGUAAUUACUAGGACUGUUUUAUCCUGCUUUAUCUGUCCUUUUCAAAAUAAAUAAUGGCUCAUGUUCCAAACUCUGUCAAAGCAUUAUGCAAGCUUUAGCUCCAAAAUAACUGUCAAGCUACUUUUUCUCCACCUAGGAACUAGGAGAUUCUGAUAACCAUGGGAUCCAGCAUAUUUUAUUCCCUGUAUUUGGUAGAUCCUUUGCAUGCAAUACAGUACAGACCUUAGGGUUUGUUGUUUCAGAGAUUUCAGUAACACUGCGUACCUGUAGCCUGAAUUUUUACAUUUGUUUAUCAACUAUUCCCAUUUGAUACUUGAACAAUAAGUCACUAAAGUCCACAUGCAGACAGGUGUGUAUCUACAGAAAUCCAUCUAUCCCAUUCAGGACAAGCUUUAUGGAAGGUAUGCCCAUGUAAUUACUCUACCCGUUAACCCACGUUCAGUGAAGGGCACUUUGAAAAAUGUGUUGCAUUCCACACGUUUUCUAGAAAGUAAAGAUGAACGUAAAUUACAAGGUGUUGUGCUACAUAUUGCAUUGUGUCAGCCAGCCAGCCAGAAAUGCAUAGGGAGUCUUUCGAUAUGAUCACAUCCAUCACUGUAUUCACAUAAUGGUUGAUUUAUAUUUGUUUUCUAGGUUCCAGGACAUCAGUCUGUCUUUAUGAAUGAACCACGGCUUUCUGAUUUUAAGCAAGUUCUACUGCGAGAGGGGAUACAGGCUGAGUUUGUUGGUGGCGUGCUUAUCUGCAACAAUAUGGUAGCUGUUCGGAGGGUAAGUGUCAAAACUGACAUCUUGGGACAGAAGUUGGGAAGCUCUCUGAUUUCUCCCUAAGCAUGAAUGUUUGGACGCAAAAUGUAAAAAUAAUAGGCAAUCUAAUUAUUACAUGUGUAGGAUAUCAUUUCGUAUACAUUUUUAGAUUUGGACAGUAUUGCACAUGUAGAUAGAAUAGCUUUCUGUUAAAUGCAUACAUAUCUUCUGUGUACUCAAUUGUGAUGCCACUUCAAGUAUGCAUUGUUGCUGUAGCAGGUAAUUUGUAUGGUCAUAUCCGAUCUCCAUGCUUUGCUGGAGGGCAGCUGUAUUUCAUGAUUGGAAAUUCUGCUUUAAAGGAGAACUGUCAUUUAGCUGUAUUAAUUUAAUGUUUCUUUAUCUCCUAUAUUUGGCAAAUAUGUUUUCUUAUGUCCGAAAAAUUAAAUUAAAUGCAGAAAUCCAAUUUUCUCUAUCAUAGAACAGAGUGCCUCCAUUUUGGCACCCCGUAUUUGGCAAGCUGUGAUCAUUUGUUCUAAAGCUAGGCCUUUUCUCUUAUUCCACAAAUCAGAGAAAAGACAAACUGAAGCAGUGUUUCUGUUCUCAUUUGCAUUGUGUGCCUUGAUGAGUCUAAACUUAACUGGAAUGUGUCUCUUGCUAAAUCUUUACUAUACAUUGUAAAAGAAAAUGGAGCAACACACUGUUUUUUUUCUUUUCCUUCAAUUUGUGUGAUUUUAGUGUUGAUAGGAAGCAACCACACUUCCACAAAGCAUUGAUAAUCUACAUUUGCUAUAUUACAUGUUUUUUUUAAUAUGUACACCAAUAAAUAAAUUGUGAGUCCUUGAAAACCUGCCCUGCACUGAUAACGCUUUUGAUUUUAUAUUUAUUACCUAUUUUUAACAAAGUGUUUUUUUUUUUUUCGUUUCUCUCCCCAGACUGAAACUGGACGGAUUGGCUUAGAGGGAUGUCUUUGUGAAGACUUUUUUAGGAUAAGAGAACUUUUAUACGAGCAAUAUGCCAUUGUGUAAAGACGGUGUCAGGAAGGAGGCCUACAUUUGAGACCUUCCACGUUGGGGAACUUCACUUUUUUUAUAUUUAUUUUUAUAGUUGUAAAUGCAAGUGAAGGCAUCUUCUUGUGUCAGACGAUUGAAUGAUUGUCAAGUUUUGUAUCUCCUGUUAUGGAAACAAAACAAUUGGAUGUUCUGAAGCAAAAAAAAUCUUUAUUUUUUUUUUAUUUUUUUGAGCAUAGUUUAUAAUGUUCUCCUUUCUAGGGCUGGUUUGUAUAAAUAUUGUUUUCUACUUUGUCUGCUUGAGUUCUUUUUUUUUUGAGACAGGAUCACAAUAGUUUGUCCGAGAUGAAGGAGAUUCUACCAUGCAGAUUAACAAUGAAAAUUGUAGGCAAAGUUCGGCAUUCAUGUUCCCACUGCAGAGCCGCCAUGUUGUGUGCUUUAUAGAUUUUAUUAAUUUUAGUAAACAAAAAUUUGAAGCCUUGAAAGCUCAGAUUAGCUAACAUCUUUAUGGUAUCAAUGUAUUUCUGAAGUCAUUGUGUUUCUGUUCUUAUUCUUUUAUUUGUUAGGGUUAUUCACUAAAGUAAGAAUUGUCAGGAAUUCAAAAUUUACACCAAAAUUGUCAACCUUGGAGAGAUUUUCCAAUUUGGCUAUUUUGGCCUUAAAUGUGGAAUUCACUCAGAAUUCACUUUUGAAUUCCUCACAUUUCUCACCUUAGUAAAUAACCCUGUUAAUAUCUUUUAAAGCUGAUGUGCCGUCUAUAUUGAUGAUACAGACUAUUAGCACCUAGCAUCAUUGGGUUCCAUGGUGAUGACUCCACGUUGUCCCAGAAUUCUUCUUUUGAGAUUACUGCACUGUUUCAGGAAAUGUUGAUAAAAUAGAUCAAUUUAUAUUACUUACCUUAAAUCUUAAUCCAGGUUUAUGUUGUUGGCUGUUCACACAUAAGUAUGCUUCCUUAUUACUUUAGAGGCUAUUUAUAAACAGUUGGAUUGCAGAAAGGGUUGCGGGGAGACAGCGCCUGGAGAAUUGUUCUCAGAUCCAGUGAUAUAUGGAAUGAACAAAGAAACUUAAUAUAGUGUAGUAUCUUGGUGGAG